Molecule: messenger RNA, 432 nt
Organism: Rhizophagus irregularis DAOM 181602=DAOM 197198
Lineage: Eukaryota; Fungi; Glomeromycota; Glomeromycetes; Glomerales; Glomeraceae
Source: RefSeq, a predicted model, not a curated record
AUGAAGGAAAGUCUCCAGUUAAAGAUGCAGGACGAACUUAUCGGCGAUAGCAGAAAGUGUGGGUACCGGAUGACUCAAGUGGCUGGGCAGACACCAAACCAUAACAAUGAACUGUCGAAAGAUGAAGAACAAAUAGAAGAAUCAUCACCUAGUUUAUUGGGUAUGAAGGUGCCUUCAAAGAAGCAGUCAGGCAAUUCAAGACAAAACGGACGUGUUACAAGGCAAACGAAGACAAAGAACGAAUUAGAAACAACAGCAAUCAAAAACAGCCAAAAGCGUGUCGCGUUAGUACAGGGUGAAAGAAAGAUAACAGAACGGAUGAGUCAGGUUGUGGUCAGUGCAUACUUCGUUUUAUCAUACGGACAUACGGAGAAUUUUGAUAUGAAGAGAUGUUGGGGUAACAUUUGUAUUUCAAUGUAUUUUUGUAUUUAA